UGUCUGUGAGGUCAUCAGUGUGCGACAUCAACAGCUCUGCUUUUCCUGGAGAUGUGAGGAGGAGGUCAUUAGAUUUUUGGAAUCAUGGUGGACUAUAAAAUCAGGGAUUAUGAGGACUCGGAUUAUGAGACUGUUCGGGAACUAUUUUCUGCUGGGAUGAGUGAAUAUGUCCCGAGCGUGUGUGUGCACGUCCUGAAACAACCAUGGGUGAUCAUGGUCAUAACUUGCUUGUUUCUCUCUUUGCUUAUGAGCUCUAAAUCCUUUAUUUUGCCCAUUUUGGCAGUUACCCUCCUGCUAGCCCUGGGCCGACAUCUUGUGGGCUACUGCUGGUCCUUGUACAUUGAACACUGUUUAAAGGAGGACCUACAGGACAUAAAGAAGACUUACAUGCAAAACAAGGGCUCACAUUUUUGGGUGGUAGAAGCUGAGGAAAGGGUUGUUGGUACAGUGGCAGCUAAACCAUCAGAGGAGAAACACAAUGAGUUGAUUCUGAAGCGUAUGUCAGUGAGAAAGGACUUCAGGGGCCUGGGGAUCGCCAAGGCAUUGUCACGGGAGGUCCUUAGUUUUGCUCAAAAUCGUGACUACAGAUCUGUCAUUCUAAACACACUCAUGGUGCAACAUGAAGCACAGAAAAUGUAUGAGAGCGUGGGGUUUAAGAAGUAUUAUGAUUUUAUACUCCCUACAGUUUAUGGGAAGCUGGUAAACUUCAAAAUCUCCAAAUACCGAUAUGACAUUCUGUCUGCAGACUGAAUCUGUGUCUGCACUCGCUGUAGGAGGACUUGACUUAUUGCUUAGAUCCUCGAGGGACCAGCGACUGCAACAGAUACUAAUAAUUGUGACCAACUCUUUAGUUGUGCAAAAACUCUGGAGCUUUCAAAGCAUCCUUUGUUCUAUUCCUCCAAAUUAACUAUCACAAUAGGUGAUUAAAUACAUGAAACCUCUCUUGGUUGUACUUAGUUUUUUCUUUGCAAACAUGUGUGGUUGUAUUUUCUUGCAGAAGAAGGAGGGGACAUAUUUUUCCUGAAAGUAUUCACAGGAUAUUAACUUCUUGUGUCUCUUUACCAUGUUAUGUUGAUAACAUUGACUGAAGAUAUUGUGCUAACCCUCAUCUUUACCUCGUUUCUCUCUCAUCACUCCCAUCACAAUUAAUCUUUUGGUUCUCGCAUCUGUAGACCCCUGUACAUCUCUUUAAUGUUUGCUGUUCAUCAAAAUAAACUAGGCAGAAAACUUU
This is a messenger RNA of Bombina bombina (fire-bellied toad), 1231 nucleotides long. Its product is annotated as probable N-acetyltransferase camello. The coding region runs from base 85 to 750 and encodes 221 amino acids. Gene Ontology annotation, molecular function: N-acetyltransferase activity. The transcript is spliced from 2 exons. The record is from RefSeq and is a predicted model, not a curated record. Lineage: Eukaryota; Metazoa; Chordata; Amphibia; Anura; Bombinatoridae.